Messenger RNA from Tachysurus fulvidraco (yellow catfish), 3457 nucleotides. It is a transcript of the gene taf3, whose product is annotated as TAF3 RNA polymerase II, TATA box binding protein (TBP)-associated facto. Lineage: Eukaryota; Metazoa; Chordata; Actinopteri; Siluriformes; Bagridae. The record is from RefSeq and is a predicted model, not a curated record. The transcript is spliced from 7 exons. Gene Ontology annotation, molecular function: protein heterodimerization activity. The coding region runs from base 379 to 3003 and encodes 874 amino acids. Gene Ontology annotation, cellular component: transcription factor TFIID complex.
GAGUAAACAAAAAAAAGUAAACAAACGAAGCUCAUUGAAAAAGCCUUAUCGAUCGCUCUGUGAUCGUCCAUCUGAUUCAAAACUGAAAACUUCUGACUAACCUAAGUACAUAUUACACUGCGUACGUAAACGUGACGUUUAUACGUGUACUCCACGUGUGAACGGUGUCAUGAAGGAUGCCUCAAGAACGUAAACAUCAUCGAUCAGACGUGGCUCUUUUGCGCAUGCCUAAUCGAUUGCUCGGUACUCGUCACUCCUGAAACUAAAGAUGGCGCCUACUAUGGAAGAAGCGCCACCGUUGUUAUUCGUGUAAAUGUUACAUAAACGAAGCCAGAUAGCGCGGUUUCGUGGAUUUGAAGGUUCGUGGUCGUCGGGGAGAUGUGUGAGAGCUACGCGCGCUCGCUGAUGCGGGUGGCGGUGGCGCAGCUCUGCCAAGCUCUCGGCUGGGACGCGGUGCAGCUCUCCGCCUGUGAGCUGCUCUCUGACGUGCUGGAGCGCUAUUUACAGCAGCUAGCACGGUGUUGUCAUCGUUACUCCGAGCUCUAUGGGAGGACAGACCCUGGUCUGAGUGACAUUGAGCAGGCCUUUGGUCUGAUGGGAGUGAGUGUAGCAGAGCUGGAAGACUACAUCAACAACCUGGAGCCGGUGGGGUUCUUCCACUCCAUCCCCCAGUUCCCCAUCAGCAAGAGCAGUGUGCUGCAGUUCCCCACCUCCAGCUUUGACACAGACGUACGCAACGCCCUGCGCGGAGACAAGAGGGACUACAUCCCAGAAUACCUCCCACCCCUCGCCCCGCUACACCAAGAUGAAGAGGAGGAGGAGCAGGUCCCUGCAGACAUGGGCACAUCAGCCGAGGCCAUGCAGGUGUCACUCGGCGAGGAAGAAGAGGGAGAUGCCGAAGAGAACGACGAGAACUGGCUCGGCUCACGUGGAUCAGAUAGCCCCAGACCCGAAGGUCUUUUACCCGCUGCCAAGCGCCCACGCAUGGGAACCAAAUCGGGGAGCAGCCCGGAAUGGAGCUUUGAGCCUCGCGAACCUCUUAGUUCUCUCAACGCCCAGCACAUGGCAUGCUCCCCCUCACCUCCACUGCCUCCCGAUUUGGUCUGUCCCACUGCAAUGACCCCAACGCCAGGGCAAAAACCCAAAGUCUCCUCGCUUUCUCCUGCUCGGCAGAAAAAUAAAUCACCCAAAAGAGUGAUUGGCUCCACCCCUUCUGCCAUAUCUGCUCGUCCUUCUUCAGUGACCCCACCCAAAAGUGCACAGAAGGCAGGGAAAAGGUCACCUGGAAGACCCAGAAGCCCCCGAAGCCCUAGGCCAGGGCUCACACAGUUAGGACACGGAUUUCUGCCUCCGAUCACAAAUGAUGUUUUGCAGGACGGCGAGCUCAAAGACGAGGCCAUCGAGGACUCCAUUGCAGCGGUUAUAGCCAGAGCGUGUGCGGGUGGAGUGGGCGUGGCUGACCCAUUCGCAUAUGACUCGGACUCAGACAGCGAAGGGCUUCCAAAGAGCCCACCCAAACAUAUGCCCAAACACACACUUGUGCAACCGAAACUCAUGCCUUUCCUUGGUGUUAAACACCCAACCAUGAUUCCUCAAACAUCGUUCUUGGCCGGUCCAAACCGCUGGACCUUGGAUGACUCCAUAGAUGAGGUCAUCCGAAAGGCCAACCAGGCACAAACUGUGCCUUGUCAAUCACCACCAGAGCCCUCCUACUUCUCCACCCCAUCCGAGUCUCCGCCCACCCCGCCUCCUCCAAUCCUCAACCCCCCACAGGAGCGAAAAGAUCCUGUGGCUUCAUCUCUCCUAAAGAAAAAACUCAAAAAGGAUAUCAAGACCAAACUGAAAAAGAAGGACCGAGAGCGACUAAAGGAGAAAGGAAAAGACAAGAACAAGAACAAAGAGAAAAACAAGGAGAAAAAGAAAGAGAAGGAACGAGGGCAGGGGGAGGAUGGAAAGAUUCUCUGGACAGAAUUAUCGCUUGGAGCAGAGGAGAGGAGGGAUGGUGGUGUUGGGAAGAAGGAGAAGGACAAGCACAAGGACAAGAAGAAAGAUAAAGAGAAGAGCAAGAAGGAUAAAGAGAAAAGAGACAAGUUCAAAGAGAGAGCAGGGAAGGAGGAGAGGAGACUAUCACUCGCAGCCAAGGAAAGCACCUCUGCCUCACUACCUCUCUUCAGCCCUUCUUCUUGCCUUCGUGUCCCCUCAAUCCUUCCACCUCUGCAGCCCAUCCUCCAUGAAGCAAUGUUCCACCCCAAAGAGACCAAGAGCAAGGAAAAGGACAAGAAGAAAGAAAAAAAGGAGAAGAAGAAGAAGAAAGACAAAGAGAAGGAACGAGACAAGGACAGAGAGAGGGAGCGGCCCAGAGAGAAGGAGGAGAAGAAGAAGGAGAAAGAGAAGAAAGAAAAAGUGAAAGAAAAGGAGAAGCCGAAAGUGGAGAAGGCCAGUUUAAUGGUUGAAGCCCCAGUGGUUCCACAGUCUCCUGUCAUACCCAGACUAAAGCUAAGAGUUGGAGCCGGACAGGACAAAAUCGUCAUCAGUAAGGUAACUCCUGAUUUGGAACCUACCCCACCAACUCCUCGGACUCCGGUGUCGCGCUCUGGUCCUGGUGCUCGGAUGCGUUCUCCUCCUGCCCCUCUUCUCUCAGUGCCACCUCCCAUUGCCCCUGCACCUCUCCCACCCCCUGUGUUGGUGCCACCUACUCCGCCUCCGGUGUUUCAGGCCCCAGCCAGCCAGGCUAAAGCUCGCGGCUGCAGCGUCGUCACAGAGACGGUCAGCGCUUACGUGAUUCGUGACGAGUGGGGUAAUAAGAUCUGGAUCUGCCCUGGCUGUAAUAAACCCGAUGACGGCAGUCCCAUGAUCGGCUGUGAUGAGUGCGAUGACUGGUAUCACUGGCUCUGCGUAGGAAUCUCCACCGCUCCCCCGGAGGAUCAGCCCUGGUACUGUGUGAAGUGUUCUGGCAAGAAAAAAGACAAAAAAACGAAAAAGAGGAAACGUAAAGCGCACUGAUCAUCAUCUCCUCUCACUCUUGCUCUCGCUCUCCCUGCCUUUCUGCUCUUUCUCCAUUUCUCUCUCUCUCUCUCUCCCCUGUGGUUUCAACUUGGACAUUUUCUUCCUCUCUUCCUUUUAAUCAAAGUCUCUGUAGUCAUUUAUGUAUUUUUUAAAAAUGAGGUUUUGAAAAGUCUAUAUGUUAAUUUUUUUAUGUCAGUCACCCUACGAUGUGUAUAUGAUCUUUGUACGGAAGCCAGCAACUGUUCGGUAGAUGUGUGCACGUCAAGGUUACACAUCUUCCUCCAAGUUUUUUUCAGCCGUAUGCUGACUCAUCGGGAUCGCAUCGCUGAAAAAGGGGAAAAACAUCAAGUCUGUACGUUGGUCAGCCUUUUUAAAUAUUGUUCUGAGUUAUUUAGACUGGAAGUGCAGUUUCCUUUUAUUAUGGAUUCAAUUAAAAGCUGUUUUUUCCACA